Molecule: messenger RNA, 4455 nt
Organism: Klebsormidium nitens
Lineage: Eukaryota; Viridiplantae; Streptophyta; Klebsormidiophyceae; Klebsormidiales; Klebsormidiaceae
Source: the annotation of a GenBank genome assembly
AUGACUAGUAAGGAUCAGUCUCUGAGAGCUCCCAGGGGAAAUCCACCGGAGAACCCCAGGCAGGCAGGAGACUUGCAUCCCACUCCUCAAUCACCAAAGAUUCAAGUGGACACAGAUCCAGGGUUCAAGUUGAACAAGCGUAAGAGGGAAAAGGGCGCCAACUUUCAGAAAGGCAUUGCAACCUCCCCACCAGUCAGCGCCAAGAGACCCAACAGGUUGGAGGCCCUAUGGGCAGCAGCGUCCGCGGUGUUGAUACCGCCAGCAGGUAGUUCACCCCAGCAGGGAGGGAUGGCAGAGGAGGCAGAGGAGACUCCGGGGCAUGCUCAGUAUACAGGGAAGCAGCAGGAGGGAGUGUGGAGACCAGCCCCGGAAGACUCAUUCAGACAGGGUUACGGGGACAUCCCGGCGUUGUUUGAUGGUGAGAAGAAGGAUGUUUGGGAAAGUGCCAUUGCAUUGUUCAAAGGAAAGAGGGAGAGUAGCAACAAGGAGACACUGGAGUCGGAGGCUCUGAAUGUGAUUGGGUCUGUCUUUCCGGGGUUGCAGGAGGAGCAGGUGGCUCCCCAUGUUUUAAGCCAGGUGCAGGUGGUUGUGUGCUUACCGGAGGAUUUUGAUUCCUCUGAGUUCUACCAAUACUAUGAGCAGAACCCCAACCGGUUGCAGACGGCGGUCAUCCUCCCCAAGCCCAAAUCCAAACCCAAACCAAAGCAGGUUCCACCCCCCUCCCCACCGGAUACGGAGAUACUCACAGGAAGCCAAGUACCUAUUGCACAGAUGACUGCUGCAGGUGCUAGGAAGCAGGCCCGCAAAUCCAGGUCAGCAACACCCAAACCGCAGGCAGUGGUCACCUCCGUGAGAUAUCCAACCAUCUUCUCCUCUUUUGAGCAGGGAGCAGGACCCUCCGGAGCUGGUGAGGAGGCAGACGUUGAGGAGAUCCCCCAGAUCACCACGGAGAAGCCCCGGUCCAGACCUGCCACCAGAGGAUUGCAGAGGGCCAUGGCCGCUGUUACCACAACAGGUCCCCCCUCCCCCGCUUCCCAGAGACCCCCGCCCCAGACCUGGAACCUCUCCUCACUCCGGACUUUUGUUCUGAACAAACGUCAGGCCCAGCAGCUGGCAGUUGCCCAAGAGUUCAAGAAACUCCGGAGUGACUACCAGCCCCCCCCUCAGCCCAAGCUAAAACUUUCCACGUCCCUCACCGGGUACGCCCUGACAGUCCUUAAAAGGGAUUUCCCGGGACUAGCCACCACUGACACACCGGGACAGCCAUCCCUCCUCAUCUCCCAGGGCAACCCCAUGCGAGACAGCGACGGGAUGACCCAGCAGGUGGCUCGCAGGCUGGCGACUUGGGCAGCGGCCUACCCCCAGGGACAGGACCCCCAGACCAAAAACCCCCUGUACAGCGUGAGCGAACUGGAGCGUAACGACUUUAUCCCCACCCUCUACCUCCGCAAGGAUGGCAAAGGCGCGGUAACCCUCUCCAGAGUUGGGGACCUCCGGACUAAGGAGGACAUGGAGAAGUUCCGCUCCAACCUGGACAAGCUGACCACGGAGAUGGACACCCUUGGGGAAGUUCUCUCUAAGGAGAAACUGAAUGGCCACAAAGCCCCGGUCUUGGACCCCGGACAGAAGGUCUUCCACACCCUCCCCAUCUACUUCUCCCUCGGGCUGCGGAUCUUCCUCCCCCCCGUUCCCACACCGGACGGAAAAUACUUCAAGUUCACUAGGUGGGAGAUUCCUCGACAGCACGCGGUGGACCCCAAAACUCUGACCCCCGGUGACCCGCUGUUCGUCAUUGAUGACAGCAACAACAGGUUUGCCGGCGUCUGGUUCACGGCGUUCUGUGACUUCCCGGAUCUUCCCGACGGGGGUGGACCCUGCCCUGUGGACCUCCUCCACUCCGCCUCUGACAUAGACGCGAUGGCCGCGGCGUUCGCCGUUGACGGAACAAAACCAGUUCCGGCCAACAACACCCGCUUCAUAUUCUACAGAUUUAUGGGGGGGUACCAGGGCGGGGAUUGGACUCCACAGUUUUGCCCCGUAUCGCAGUUCCGGGCGGUGCGCUACCACAUUAUGGAGGCCCGAACCUACGCCAAGAAAGGAGAGGAACGCUACCUCUGCCGCGAGCUCUCUUCCACCGAGUCCCCCGCGGGGAUGGUCUUCACCCCUGGGUUUUACCAGACUCCGCCGGAACAGGGGAAGCCUAAAACCAACAUCCCCCAGAUCAGCAUCUACUCCGAGUACAUCUCCUGGCUCGACCGCCGGCUGGUCCCCUUCCCGGAAGCCGCCGUGACGGAGUUCAACAACCUUACACAUCCCUACCGGUGGUUCGAGGAUUUCAGGCUACCAGAUGACCUCUACCCCUACACUUCCCCGUGCGCGCCAAAGGGCAUCCAGACCUGGGUAGCGGAGCUUUGGGAUCAACAGGGAAACGAAGACGACGUGGUCUGCAUCUAUGGCAAGACGGAGCUCCCCGUAUUCCCAAGCCUGGCAGAGGAGCGCCAGGAGACCCUCAGAACGCAGCAGCAGGAGGCCGCCAGGGAGACCCCCGGGUCGAAGCGGAAGGCGGAAGGGCCAGCAGAAGAAGUGGCGAGGAGAGGGAAGAAACGAGGCCCGACGCGGAGCCCGGCGCCGGGGCCAGCGACGAGGCUGUCUGCUCUGGUUGUUUUCGCCAGAAACCUCAUCGCCGGAGGUCCGGACAGAUUUGACGAGAACAUUACCCUCAACCCCCUCGACGCGACGGAGUCGCCUCUCUUCGAGUUGUUCCUGCAGAUCGCCACGGCAGUCGCCCCCCUCUCUCGAGAUGCCGCCAACAUCUUUGUCAGGCUGGCAAACGGCGUCCUCAAAAGACAGGACCUGGCGGAGGUUCUCCGUUUCUGGAGGAACUCUGAAAACAAACCCAGCGACUGUGAUAAGCGGGACAAGGAGCGCGACGACGCCGAGCGGGAAGAAGAAGAGGAGGAACAUGAGGAAGGAGGCGGGGACAAGGGAGCGCCGGAGUAUGAGGAAGAAGGCGGUGUGCCGGGGGGGAAAGGAGGAAGCCCGGGUGCGAGAGAGGGGACUCCGGAAGGCGGAGACGAGCAGGGCGGUGAAGAAGGCGGAGAACAGGGGGGCUCCGACAAGCCCCGAGAUAAGUCCCCAACUGCCGGCCUGGGCGAAGUUCAGCAGACAGCGGCGCUGGACCCCGGACACCUCACAUGGCGAUUUAGCGGCGCGCAACCGCGCAACUUGCACGGGUUCAGGUCUCCUUCCCCCCGGCGCGGGGUCUCGCAGUCCUCAUCCGAGGAGCGGACACGACGGGGACGCUCCGCGAGUCGUUCCGUUUCCAGCGGACGCUCCAGCUCGCCGUCCGGAACGCCCCCCGGACGCGCGGUAAGGUAUCGCUCUGUCUCCCCAGUACUUACGCGCCCAGCUCGUACAGAGACUUUCCCCCCAGCCGUUUAUCGGUUCGACCCCGACGUGUUCGAACCAGAGGGGUCAGAGCAGGUGUGUUACUCGACGGAUGAGCCGGACGACUUCGCGGACCUGGGGGAGGGAGAGGAGGAGAGCCCCACGGAGACCGACCCCGACGCGCCCAAACCGGGGCCGCCCUCCGCAUCCAAGGGGGAUGGCAAGUUCCCGUCGCCAGAAGGGCGCCCGAAAGGCGGGGUUACAAACGGAGCCAAACCCCCAGUGCGGAGCAGACUAAUCCCCCAGAAGAGACCAGUCCAGGAGAGACUGUCCGGGCCUUCCGGCGGCGAAAAGACCCCGCUGAAACACCGUCUGGGCCCGUCCCUCACGACCAUCCCCGUUCGUGAGCGACUUGGCCCCGUCAGAAACGACGCCCUCAGUCACAGCCCCAAGACGGAGCCCCAAAACCCCAACGGGGUGAAAAAACCGUUUAGGCCCCAGACCCCUUUCCCGAGAGAAGAACGACGAGGAAUCACCGUGGUCGAGGCAAUCAAGACAGUGAACCAGCUCCGCGAACAGGUUAAAACGGCGGAGCGAACGAAGGAAGCGCUUGAACUCGCAGUACAGGCACUCCGCGGGGCAGAUGCAGCGGCGGGGGAACAGAGCGACUGCGCGGCGCUGGCCCAAAAGGAAAUGGAGAUUUCUAACCUACGCAUGCAGAUUGCCGUGGCGGAGCACACCAAGAUGGCCGUGGCUAGACGGGAGACGGAGAAAAUCCACGAAGAAGUGGCGGAGUUUAUGAAGGGGAAUCCCAAGCGAAUGAAGAAGCUGGCAGGCUUCUCCCCGGAGCGUGAACACUCCGGGCGUGGUGAGGCAUCACGGCGGUUGGGACCCCCGCCACCCAAGCAUUUCACCGAUUCGGGCCGCACCAGGACAAGGGAGAGGUCUCCUGCCUCUUCCGUCAUCACGACCGCGGCGGAGCGCCCCACCACGGGGGCGCUGCGACUGCGCAACAUGAUUGGCGCUACCCAGGCUCGUCUUCAGACAGGCUGGGACGUUGCGCCCUAG